ACACUCAGCUCCCCGCCGCCUCUCAGCUUCAGUGCGGCUUCACAUUUCCACAGGAGACGAGUCUCAGUCCGACCUCCAGCAUUUUCUCCCGAGCUCCGGUAACAAAACCAGCGGAGCAGGACCCGUCCCUGCGCCCGGGACUCACACACCACUACCCGGGAUCCGAGCCUCUUCCCCGGGACACACACACUCAGAGGAUACGAGUUCUCCACCGGAGCUCCACAGAGACCCUGGAAGAUGGGUUCAGUCCCGGCCAUAUCGGUCCUCUUUCUGGGCAUCGUGGUGCCAGCGCUGGCCGGAUACAUCGAGGCACUGGCAGCCAACGCGGGCACAGGCUUUGCCGUGGCCGAGCCGCAGGUGGCGAUGUUCUGCGGGAGGCUCAACAUGCACGUCAACAUUCAGACCGGCCGCUGGGAACCCGACCCGUCCGGAACCAAGAGCUGCGUAGGAACCAAAGAGGGCGUGCUGCAGUACUGCCAGGAGAUGUAUCCCGAGCUCCAGAUAACAAACGUGGUGGAAGCCAACCAGCCCAUUCGUAUUGAGAACUGGUGCAAGAAGGAGAAGAAGGUGUGCAAAGGCCACGCCCACAUCGUGGUGCCUUACAAAUGCCUAGUGGGCGAGUUCGUGAGUGACGUGCUCCUGGUUCCAGAGAAGUGCAAGUUCUUCCACAAGGAGCGGAUGGACAUGUGCAUCAGCCACCAGCAGUGGCACGGCGUGGCCAAAGAGGCCUGUGCCAAGAGCACCAUGAUGCUGCACAGCUACGGCAUGCUGCUGCCCUGUGGCAUCGACAAGUUCCACGGCACCGAGUACGUGUGCUGCCCCUCCUCUCGCAUGGUGGAGUCCGCCCCGGCCCCCCUGCCCUCUCAGGAGGAGGACGAGGACGAAGAGGAGGAUGAGGUAGAGGACGAGGAGAUCGACGUGAUCACCGAGGCCGACCUGGAAGAGGAGGACGCCGUGGAGGACAGUGAGACGGCACCCGAGGAGCAGCCCACACAGAGGGAGGAGCCGCUGGACGAGGAGGACGAGGAGGAGGACGAGGACGCGGAGGAAGAGGAGGAGGAGUACCACUACGUCUACGAGGACGAGGAGGUGGAGAAGGAAGAGGAGGAGGAGAGGAAAAGCAAAAUGUCAGAGAGCCAAGAUGAGGACAAGACUCUGCAGGAAGUGAAAGCGGUGUGCGCCCUGGAGGGCGAGACGGGCCCCUGCCGCGCCUCCAUGCCGCGCUGGCACUUCGACAUGAGCCAGAGGAAGUGCGUGCGCUUCAUAUACGGCGGCUGCGCCGGCAACCGCAACAAUUUCGACUCAGAGGAGUACUGCAUGGCCGUGUGCAAGCGCCUGACCGUGUCCCCGACUCCUCAGCCCACCGAUGAUGUGGACAUCUACUUCGAGACGCCGGCCGAUGACAAGGAGCACAGCCGCUUCCAGAGGGCCAAGGAGCAGCUGGAGAUCAGGCACCGCAAUCGCAUGGAGAGGGUACGGAAGGAAUGGGAAGAGGCCGAUCGCCAGGCUAAGAACCUGCCCAAGGCUGAGAGACAGACACUGAUCCAGCACUUCCAAGCCAUGGUGGAGUCCCUGGAGGAGGAGGCAGCCAGUGAGAAGCAGCAGCUGGUGGAGACUCACCUGGCCCGGGUGGAGGCCAUGCUGAACGACCGGCGCCGUCUGGCCCUGGAGAACUACCUGGCCGCGCUGCAGGCCGACCCCCCCCGGCCCCACCGCAUCCUGCAGGCCCUGAGACGCUACGUCCGUGCGGAGAACAAAGAUCGUCAGCACACGAUCCGACACUACCAGCACGUCCUGGCUGUGGAUCCGGAGAAGGCUGCUCAGAUGAAGUCACAGGUGAUGACCCAUCUGCGUGUGAUUGAGGAGCGGAUGAACCAGAGUCUGUCUCUGCUCUACAAAGUACCUUAUGUGGCCGAGGAGAUUCAGGAUGAAAUCGACGAGCUUCUCCAGGAGCAGAAAGCCGACAUGGACCAGUUCCUGUCGUCCAUCUCCGAGUCCCAGCCGGACGUCACCGUGUCGUCGGAGGAGAGCGUGGAGGUUCCCGUGUCCGAGUCCGAGGACAAACCCUACCGGCCCUUCCAGGUCACAUCGCUGGGGUCGCGCUCGGAGCCCGAGGGCUCCGCCAUGUCUGGUCUGGACGGUCUGAUCGGUGCCGAGGAGAGAAUCAUCAACAGCAAACCCAAGAUCAGCGAGAAGGUGGUGAUUGUUGACAGCCUGGAUGUUAAAGAAGUGGUUUACAGUGCAGAGAGAGGCAGCGUUAUGCAUGAUGAUGAGCUGGAGUCCUACCGUCCCCUGGGAGAGGACUUCAGCUUCGGGAGCAGCGCCCUGAUUGGCCUGCUGGUGAUCGCCGUGGCCAUAGCAACAGUGAUUGUGAUCAGCCUGGUGCUUUUGAGGAAGAGGCAGUACGGCACCAUCAGUCACGGCAUCGUGGAGGUCGACCCCAUGCUGACACCGGAGGAACGCCACCUCAGCAAGAUGCAGAACCACGGCUACGAGAACCCCACCUACAAAUACCUGGAGCAGAUGCAGAUCUAACCGGAGCCUGAGGGUGGCGCUGUGGAGUCUCGACAGAGGACGGGGAACAUACUACUGACCAAUAACACAUGAUGCUAUUGUUACAAUUAUUUUCAAACAUCCAAACUCCAUUUUACUGGUUUGUUGAAAACAAUCCUUAAAUAAUGCUACUACUUCUACUACUGCUACCGUUGUACUAUAGAGCUCCUUUUGAUCAUGUUUCUUUUGAAGAGGUGACAUUUCUGCCAUUUUGCAUUUCAGAAAAAUGUGAUCCUGCAGAUUUCUCUGUAAUUAUCAAGACGACUCUCUCUCAGAUCAAGAUGUAUAACAUUUCUUCAGAUGUUUUCUUUAUUUUUUUUUUUAUCGUGAGGCAAAAAUCAAGCGAAAUCUAAGCGUUUUAUUGUCUUUUGGAGAAGCCGUCAUUGAAGCGCCCGACAGACGCUCCACUUUAAUCCUCCGUCACCCGAGCAGUUUCUGAUGGUUCCUUUAAAAAACAAAAAAAAAAAUUGGUGUUUUAUUUUGUUCUUUUUUUCUUUUUCUCUCCUCUCAAUAGAUUGCUUGUAUAUGAAGGUUCUUUGUACCGAUUAAAAUGUAUAGUGAAACAACAAAUGAGAAAAAAAUGAAAUCAUGAAUUAUUUACUUUCUGUUCUUUGUUACGAUAACAGACAAAAUAUACAUAAGACAGUUUAAAUAUAUAUAUAUAAAUAUAUGAGAGUAGAUGUUUUUAUUCCACCUUUCUGUUCCCAGGGAAGAGGGUCAUGAGUUUGUUUAGGGUUCUCGACUCGGUGGCGAGGAGUGUUUGCCGACACGCGGCGGGGGGGCGGAGCUGUGCACAGACCCCCAGCUCUCACACAUCCCACAGAACCUUCUCUGAACCUUCAGAAGUGAAUGUGACGGCAAAUCCCCUCCAUCACAAACACAGCCCUUAUUAACAGUAAAUUAAGAAAUGCAGAUUGACACGUGUUACAUAGUUGAAUGUAUUGUGGAAUUUUUUUUUUCCAAUUCUAUGUAGCUGACGGGCUCCAUCGCGGAUUUAACGCAGAGUCGCACAUAUAUCGUGACAGUGGACAUGAAACGGCUAAUGAUUUUGUUUUUUUUGUACAAAUCGUCCAAAUCAAAAACUAAUUACUAGAGCAGCCAUCUUGAAAACACAUGUGGGGAUGAUGUACACACGUUAUUGGAGCAGCUGUUAGCUUUGCUGGUCAUAAAGCAGUAGAACAGUCAACGAUACAGGGUCGGCCCCAGAGUUAUGAACAAGAGGAAACCCCCAAAUGUUAUGAAAAUUCAAUUGUGACCGGACAAAAACUUUAAAUUACCAAAUUUGGGGGAUUCAUGGGAGUAAAAAUCCAGUUUUUUGGGGGUUGGGCCCUGGACCAACGGCCCCUGUAGACAUCCUGGAGCUGGGGGGGGGGCGGUGCAGGCAAACAGCGACAGAAAGACAAAGGCCUGGAGAGCUGGUUUCUAAGAAUAUAAAAAAGAAAGAGUAUAACUUGGGUAUAUUUAAAGGUAGAGAAUGACACGGACGAGUAAAGUGAAUCCUAGAAUCCUCUUCUCUCUCUCUCUCUUAGUAUCGUCUUCGUAUGCCUGUAUAGUUGAUGUUGCAAUCAUGGCUUUUUUCUGGAGGAUUACCUGUGGUGUGCAUUGUUCUUAUAUGAAAUGAUAUGAUCUAUAUUUUUAAGUUUGUUUUCUUGUUUUCUAUUUUUUUCUCUUCCUGUGACAGUAUCUCUGUAUGUGACUGUCUCACUAUGCACCCAAACUGGCUUUCGAUCUUGUAACUGCCUGCUUGAUUGUGGGAGGGGACCGGGGACUAAUAUGAUAUAAAUACUAGUGAUUUUUAAAUAAAAAAAUGAAAGAAAAAAAUUUAAAUGAUUGACACCAAUGGAGAUUCAUGGUUACAGGGGGAUACACAUCAAUAAACUCACAACUUCCA
Limanda limanda (common dab) is the source of this 4444-nucleotide messenger RNA. RefSeq names its product amyloid beta (A4) precursor-like protein 2 (gene aplp2). Gene Ontology annotation, cellular component: membrane. The transcript has 17 exons. NCBI's taxonomy places the organism in Eukaryota, Metazoa, Chordata, Actinopteri, Pleuronectiformes, Pleuronectidae. Bases 238 to 2535 code for a protein of 765 amino acids. Gene Ontology annotation, biological process: axonogenesis; central nervous system development. Gene Ontology annotation, molecular function: heparin binding; serine-type endopeptidase inhibitor activity; transition metal ion binding. The record is from RefSeq and is a predicted model, not a curated record.